Messenger RNA from Zymoseptoria tritici IPO323, 1609 nucleotides. RefSeq lists its product as uncharacterized. NCBI's taxonomy places the organism in Eukaryota, Fungi, Ascomycota, Dothideomycetes, Mycosphaerellales, Mycosphaerellaceae. The transcript is spliced from 2 exons. The record is from RefSeq and is a predicted model, not a curated record. Gene Ontology annotation, cellular component: membrane. Gene Ontology annotation, biological process: polysaccharide biosynthetic process. Gene Ontology annotation, molecular function: acyltransferase activity, transferring groups other than amino-acyl groups. The annotation marks the transcript as partial.
UUCUGACCAGCACAUUGACAUCGUUGUUCGUCUUCAUCAACCCAUGCAUGAGGCGGGUUACGACAAGAUGACGGUCGACCAAGGCGUCGAUUUGGGCCUUUUGGGACAACGACCCACCCCCGACCAACGCGGCAAUGGCGGAGUACUGGAGAACACCAUCGCCACGAUACGAAGCCUGACAUUAAGAGACGUCCUCCAGGCUGUCUUAUACGCCCUCACACCGGAGAUCUUACAACGGAGCAAAAACCACAGCCACCGACGGAAUGAGACGACCGCAUACCUGGAUGGCCUACGCGGAGUGGCCGCCCUCGUCGUUUGCAUGCACCACAUCACCAUUUACGCGCACAAAGGUCUGGAAUUGUGUUACGGCCAUCCGAUUUUCUUCGGAGAGUGGAACAACAAAUUCGCUGUCUUGCCUUUUGUGCGGAAUAUCUUCACCGGAGGCCACUACUCCGUGAUGCUGUUCUUUAUCAUUUCGGGCUAUGUCGUUCCUCGGCGUCUCAUCACAUACCUCCACGCCGGACGCAAUGCGGAUUUCAUCGAAGCCGUCAACUCGGCCAUGUUCCGGCGUCCGGGCCGUUUGUUCUUUCCCUGCAUGGGCGUCACUCUCACGCUUGCCAUUCUCUGGCAUGUGACUCCACUAACAUAUGCGUUUCGUGAACUGGAGUCGAAUAUAUUCACGGAAUUAUGGGCCUGGAUCAUCGACAACGGGUCGUUUGUCUACUUCUUCAGGACGGGAAUGCUCUUCUCGACCUACAAUUUCACCACCUGGACGAUACCCGUGGAGAUGCGAGGCUCCAUGUUCAUGUUCUGCUGGCUAUUCGCUUUUCACCAAUGCACGACGAGAGUGCGAAUUUUAGCGACAGCGAUGUUGAUUUUUUCCCUGGAGUACCUCACGGAUGGUGGCAUUUACGCGGCAUUCUUCGCGGGCAUGUUGACUGCCGAACUGGACAUGUUGGCGGAAAGCGAUCAUCAGGUUUCAUUACCGUGGGAUGGCAUUGCGAGCUGGUGGCGAAGGAAUCGAGCGAUACGGCAGGUCAUUCUCCACGCCUUCCUGGUGGCCGGCCUCUUCCUCGGAGGUCAACCUUCGGAAGACGGGCAUACGGUGCCGGAGCUCAUGGACCAGUGCUUUGGUUGGUCGCAUCUUCAGCAUAUGAUUCCUGCUCAAUACAAGAAGAAGGAUAUUGCUUUCCGCUGGUUUUGGUUAUUCUGGGCCGCGUGGAUGACCAUGAUUGCGGUCAAAGAGAUUCGCUGGCUGCGACGACUGUUCGAGACGAAUAUCGCACAAUAUCUCGGCCGUCACUCAUUCGCGCUCUACCUCGUCCAUGCUCAAGUCAUCGGAUCCUUCACCAUCCGACUCUACUACCUCACCGGCUUCAAGAGCCCCGCAGACUUCGACUCUGUCAAGUACCACGAGCACCUGUACAAAGGCUUGAUCAACAAGCCCUGGUGGCCUCUGCCCGAAGGUGGACCGUACGGUCUGGAGCCGAAUUUCCUGUUCUGUGUGGUGCUCAGUCUGAUGGUCAUGUUCUACUUUGCUGAAAUUGUCACGAAACUGUAUGAUGCGCCCGGGAACAGACUUUCCAAUUGGCUCUAUAAGAAGGUCAGG